Messenger RNA from Rosa rugosa (rugosa rose), 1682 nucleotides. RefSeq lists its product as uncharacterized. The coding region runs from base 495 to 1676 and encodes 393 amino acids. The record is from RefSeq and is a predicted model, not a curated record. The transcript has 2 exons. NCBI's taxonomy places the organism in Eukaryota, Viridiplantae, Streptophyta, Magnoliopsida, Rosales, Rosaceae.
GUUUUUGUCAUUCUCUGAGCCUGGUCUUCGUCUCUUUUGAGGGACCGACCUCUGUUCAAUCAAGCUACAGGUCUUCGUCUUUUUGAAGGACCGAUCUCUUCAUCACUCAUCACUCGUCCAGCUUUAGUCGAAGACCCUGACCGACGCUGCUUCCUAUACCCUGACUCGUCCAGAUCGAUUUCGGACCCAGCUGCCCAGACCGACUUCUCGUCCGAAGACGCUGUCGGCUGCAGAUCUCCAGUUUCCGGCAGCCAGCGCACCUCUCUAGUUUCCGGCGCUGCUCCCAUCUGUUUGGCCCGGACGUUUGCCGCUCCGUCCACACCAGUUUGCGGUGUCACCCACAUCGGUCUCGACCCGCCUCCAUCUGUCUCGACCCAAACCUGUCUCUCGUCUCGACCCGCUUCAGUGAGUCCACCCGCCUCCGAGUCAACUCGCCUACAUCAGUCGGUCCACACAUCCAGUUUAGUCAACCAGGUUAAAAAAAAAAAAAAAAAAUGUUACUAUUUGUUUAUUUCCGCUGCGUACUUUGGGAUUCAUAUAUUUUCUAUUGUAUUAUUGCAAUGGGUGGUGAUGACAGUGAGAGUCAGGGUUCUAAGGCAAAUGAGAUACAGAAGGUUGAGGUCUCUGUCAAAAGCUCAGAAGGUGGUUCUUUCGGAGGUACCAAACUCACUGGUACCAAUUUUCGAACAUGGAAGAAGAUUAUGUCAGUUUAUCUCCGUGGAAUACACAAAAUGGGGUAUGUGACUGGAACAAUCAAGGCUCCCAGUGAAGAUGAUGUGGAUGCCUAUGCUAAAUGGGCAGAUGAUGAUGGGCUGGUAAUGUCAAUUCUAUUUCGAGCCAUGACUGAUGAUGUGCUACAGAUGGUGGAGGAAUGUGAAACUGCUGAGGCGAUAUGGAAGACAUUGGGGGAUUUGUAUACCAACGAGUCUGAUUUUAUACAGGUUCAUGAAUUGAUGUGUAAAUCUGCUAGUAUGCAACAGAAUGGGCAACCAAUAGCUGUGUAUUUCACCAAGCUGAAGAAUGUAUGGGCUGAAAUUGAUCAGAAGCGUCCUUGCAAGAUCAAGAAUCAGGUUGAUCUGGUGUGGUACCAGAAGGAGAAGGAGCUAGAAAGGGUUCAUGUAUUUCUGAGAGGGCUUGAUGAGAAGCAUAGCAGUGCCAAGGGAGAAUUGCUCAGAAUGACAGACCCUCCUAGUUUGACCACAGCCUUUACAUAUAUCCGCAAGGAUGAGUCUCAACAGGAAAGUGUCAAACAUGCACAGGUUGAAGUAUCUAGCCUUGCCAUUCAGGCCAAGUCACCGGCACCUUUCCUCCAGCAGCAGAAUUCAGCCCCACUUCAUCAGCAAGGUUUCCCACAAGGCUUCACCAAUCGCCCUCGUCCUCAGUGUUCUUAUUGUAAUGACCUUGGGCAUGUUCGGGAGACUUGUUGGAAGUUGAACCCACAUCUUAAACCUAAAAAGCAAGGUUAUCGUCCUAAGGCGAAAGCAGCAGCUGUUCAAUUGGUCCAAGAACCGGAUUUCUAUGGAGUAGUUGGCCAAGAUCAUCAUACAGCAGGAUCUUCUCACCAGGGAGAUAAUUGGUCGGGGGUAUCGGAGGGGCAGGUUGUUCCAUCUGGAUCAGACAUACGCAGGAGAGAAACCAGGAGCACAGUCCCGCGCCGCUUUGACUUCGAGUUCUGAUAAGCU